Molecule: messenger RNA, 1125 nt
Organism: Phycomyces blakesleeanus NRRL 1555(-)
Lineage: Eukaryota; Fungi; Mucoromycota; Mucoromycetes; Mucorales; Phycomycetaceae
Exons: 8
Coding region: 1-1125 (374 amino acids)
Source: RefSeq, a predicted model, not a curated record
AUGUUAACACUUAAUAUUGACUGGUUCCAGCCCUUUGACAGUGUCACUCACUCCUCUGGUGCUAUCUAUCUGACCAUCAACAAUUUGCCCUGUGAUGAAACAUUCAAGCCAGAGGAUAUUAUUUUCGUCGAUCUCAUGUCUGGUCCAAAGGAGCCAAAAACCAAUGAGAUGAAUGGUUACUUGGAGCCAGCCACCAGAAAGACAAGUGGAUUAACAAAGCCUAACAGCACAUGUGCUUGCUACAGUAAUGCAGAGAGCAGGUUGCAUGCUAAGGAGUGGAAGGAUACAAGUACACACUCAGAAAGGCAUCAACUGGAGUUUGCAUCGAUAGAGAAAAUUGCAGAGACAAUGGUACUGCCCAGAGAUUACACCAUGCUGACAAACAAAAUUGGAAAGGGCUUCAGCUACAUGAAAGCCAACGAGUGGAAAUUAUGGGUACUGGUCUAUUCUCCUGUCUUGUUGUGUGAUAUUCUCUCCCCAAUACAAUUCAAGAACUGGAUGUAUUUCGUUGAUAAUUUCAAAACAAAUGGAAAAGACGGUUUUGAGGCAACCUACAUGAAAAAUUUUGUUCAGAAUGCGUAUAAGAGUGAUUAUGUCAAUGCUGUUCUUAAAAGUUCUAGCCAGAUCCCCUUCAUUCACACUCUGUCUAAACUUGUUACAACCUCCAUACCUGCCGCCACAGUCACCACUCUCUCCAGUCGCCCAUUCAGAUUGCAAGCAUUCGUUCAAGGCUACACUGAUCCUUAUAAUCCACCCAAGGGUAACGAGUCUCUUCCUUCUUCUACAUUUCCUCUAAAAUACAAAAAGCCAUCAGACACGCCCUAUAAUUGCCUAGCACUUGACAAUCACAUCAUCAAAUUGAAGUCAAUUGACAUUCUUAGUCAACACUAUCGAGGAAAAAACAACAGCACAAUCAGUUGCAGAUCACUAGUUCAAUCAAAGAUUGUUGAUAUUCAUGAUCAUCAACAUGUAUUCGCAUUUAUCAAGUGGUUUCAUAUUUUCUCUGAUAGAUCGCAUGAGGAUGGCAGUGUUGAGUUCUGUUUGCCUACGUUCUCUCCUGAUGGCUACCACAGCAUUAUAUCUCAAAAUGCCAGUAAUUUCAUUGGCAAAGAAGCUGUAUGCUGA